AUUAUAAUGUCAGAGCGCUCUGUGAAAAUGCUCCAUGUUAAAGUUUUGCUCAGCUUGUGUUGGUGGACGCUGGUUGGUGUGUCCGGUGAAUCAGUGUCAGUAAUGGAGGGAGAUUCAGUCACUCUAAACUCUGGUCUCACUGAACUGAUGGAUGAUGAUCUGAUUGAGUGGAGGUUUGUCAAUGAAAACACUUCAAUAGCUGUAGUUGAUAUAAUGGACACCAGAGUCACUGUAUAUGAUUCCACUGAGAGAUUCAGAAACAGACUGAAGGUGGAUCAUCAAACUGCAUCUCUGACCAUCACACACACCACAACUGAACAUGCUGGAGUUUAUGAAAUAAAAUAUACAGGAAAAAGGACCAAACAUUUUAGUCUCACAGUCAACACUCGUCUGCCUGUUCCUGUCCUCAUCUUCAACUCUUCUCAGUGUUCUUCAUCAGUGCAGUAUUGUUCAGUGUUGUGUUCAGUGGUGAAUGUGAGCGCUGUGAGUCUCUCCUGGUACAAAGGAAACAGUGUAUUGUCCAGCAUCAGUGUGUCUGAUCUCAGCAUCAGUCUCUCUCUACCUCUGGAGGUGGAAUAUCAGGAUAACAACACCUACAGCUGUGUGAUCAACAACACCAUCAGCAACCAGACCACACAUCUGGACAUCAGCACACUCUGUCUGACAUCAUGUUCAGAGUUCAAAGCCCACUGUUGCGGUUUUACUGAAACUAUGAUCCGAUUGGUCCUCUCUGCUCUGGUGGGCAUGGCUACCUUGGCAUUUCUGGUUUUUGACAUCAGAUCCACAGGAAGUGAACACAAGAAACCGAUUUUAUUAGUACUAUAAGUGACAUAUCUUGGAUAUUUAAGCAUGCACACACAAAUAUUAGUUAAAUAUAUAAUAAACAGAAAGAAAAUGUUAUGAAAGUGUCAUUAAAAAAACAAUGUGGUUCAUAUGUGUUGUUCAAUGAUAUCUAGACAAGGCUUACCAAUGCUUUCCUGUCUUAAUAAGGCUGAUGAGUUGAGCUUUUUAAUGCUGUGUACCUUGAGGCCCUCUAGUGGUCAAGAUAAAGAUUUAUGGCAUUUUACUCUC
Messenger RNA from Danio rerio (zebrafish), 1071 nucleotides. Its product is annotated as zgc:171887. Lineage: Eukaryota; Metazoa; Chordata; Actinopteri; Cypriniformes; Danionidae. The record is from RefSeq and is marked validated.